Molecule: messenger RNA, 1257 nt
Organism: Drosophila santomea
Lineage: Eukaryota; Metazoa; Arthropoda; Insecta; Diptera; Drosophilidae
Gene: Or13a
Product: odorant receptor 13a
Exons: 6
Coding region: 1-1257 (418 amino acids)
Biological process (GO): sensory perception of smell; detection of chemical stimulus involved in sensory perception of smell
Cellular component (GO): plasma membrane
Molecular function (GO): olfactory receptor activity; odorant binding
Source: RefSeq, a predicted model, not a curated record
AUGUUCUAUUCAUAUCCCUACAAAGCACUCCGUUUUCCCAUUCAGUGCGUUUGGCUGAAACUGAAUGGUUCUUGGCCACUAUCGGAAUCAUCGAGGCCAUGGAGGAGCGACUCCUUUUUGGCCACUGCCUACGUAAUGUGGGCGUGGUACGUCAUUGCAUCCGUUGGCAUAACAAUCAGUUACCAGACGGCAUUUCUGUUGAACAACCUAUCGGAUAUCAUCAUCACCACGGAAAACUGCUGCACCACCUUCAUGGGAGUCCUGAAUUUUGUGCGACUCCUUCAUCUGCGCCUCAAUCAGAGCAAGUUCCGCCAGCUCAUUGAGAACUUUUCCUACGAAAUUUGGAUACCCGACUCGUCAAAGAACAACGUUGCUGCGGAUUGUCGCAGGCGCAUGGUAACAUUCAGCAUAAUGACAUCCUUGCUGGCGUGCCUGAUUAUAAUGUAUUGUGUGCUGCCGCUGGUGGAGAUCUUCUUUGGACCCGCCAUCGAUGCGCAGAACAAGCCGUUCCCCUACAAGAUGAUCUUUCCGUACGAUGCCCAGAACAGCUGGAUUCGCUAUGUGCUGACCUAUAUCUUCACCUCCUAUGCGGGCAUUUGUGUGGUCACCACAUUGUUUGCGGAGGACACCAUCCUGGGCUUCUUCAUCACCUACACUUGUGGCCAGUUUCAGCUGCUACACCAACGAAUUGCUGCACUAUUUGCGGAUUCCAGUGCGGAAUUGGGCGAGAACAUACAGCUGGAGCGCAUCAAACGUAUUGUGGAGAAGCACAACAAUGUUAUCGAUUUCGCUAAGCGGCUGGAGGACUUUUUCAAUCCAAUUCUAUUGGCCAAUCUAAUGAUUUCAUCAGUGCUUAUUUGCAUGGUUGGAUUUCAGAUAAUUACUGGAAAAAAUAUGUUCAUUGGGGACUAUGUGAAGUUCAUAAUUUAUAUAUCCUCAGCCUUAUCGCAGUUAUACAUCCUUUGCGAGAAUGGAGACGAACUGAUAAAACAGUCCACUUUAACGGCGCAAAUUCUAUAUGAAUGCCAAUGGGAAGGAUCUGAUCGCAUGGAAUCUCAUUCCUUCACGCCAACGAACAAGCGAAUCCGAAAUCAUAUUUCGUUUAUGAUCCUCUGCAGCCAACGACCCGUAAGGAUCACGGCUUUCAAGUUCUCAACAUUGUCCUUGCAAAGCUUUACGGCCAUUCUAAGCACCUCGAUAAGUUACUUUACCUUACUGCGGUCCGUUUACUUCGACGACGAAAAUAAACAGCACUAA